Molecule: messenger RNA, 1299 nt
Organism: Frankliniella occidentalis (western flower thrips)
Lineage: Eukaryota; Metazoa; Arthropoda; Insecta; Thysanoptera; Thripidae
Exons: 5
Coding region: 110-652 (180 amino acids)
Source: RefSeq, a predicted model, not a curated record
GCUGUCAGCUGCUACCAGUGCUCACUUUCUUGUUCUCGCAGUGGGUCGUGCCGCGCUCUCGACCCCUUUCCUCAUCCUCCUCCUCCUCCUCUCCUCGGUGUACGACGGUAUGGCGCGCUCGCUCGGCCUCUACUUCGCGCUGCUGGGCCUCGUCUGCGGGGCGGCCGCCCAGAACCAGGAGGACCUCAUCAGGCGCGUGGUGCUGGUAGAGAAGCACGGCUUCAGCCGCGGCAGGUCCGUGGACAUCUCGCUGGUGGAGGCCCCCGGGGUGCAGAAGCUGCUCGCGGUGGUCUGCAGGGACUCGACGCUGUCGCUGUGCCAAGGGUUCGCCCUGGACGGCAAGUUUAUGCACCCGAUGCGGAAGGAGCCCAUGCACUACGAGCCGGAUGACGUGUUCGAGGCCUUCUUCGGCGGACCUUACGUUUCGAAACUGUUUGGGCAGGACCAAAGGGGGAGGCAGUUGACGCCCAGGUUUACUCUAGCGCACCAGGAGGACGGCACCUUCUUGUUUACCUCCGAGUUCAAGGGCAUGGGACCUCAGAAGAUGUCCAUCCGACCCAAACCUAGAGAUCUGGACUUCGACUACCUGUUUAUCGGCGCUGAAGUGAAAAUCGGCGUGUCAGACCCCGUUGGCACGGUGACAAGUUUCUAGAACGACGUUUCCUGGCGCACGACUACUUCGUUACUUAUUUCUAUGAAUGAGGAAGUUGCCCGAUAAGAGGAACAAAAAGAAGGUAGCACUGAUGAGGUGUCGUGGGGUAGCGCCGUCCUUAAACAAAGCAGUGUGUUUUGUCGCAAGUGGAUGCAUCCACAUAUGUGAUCAUAAAUCAAGUUUUGUUGAAUUUCUAAAGAAAAAUUGGGUCCAUCCUAGACCGGCGUAACAAUCUUGUGUCAAAAAGUGCUUCUGUAAAGUUUGGCUUCUGAAAAGUAAGUUUAUACAAUCUUCUAAACCGUCCCGGUGUCGUUGUUUAGGUUAGUGUACGCGGACAUAUUGCAUCGGUACAAUUUUAACUCAAUGAUAAUGACUCAACUGUCGUAAAAAGCUUUGGUAUAGGUGGUACCAAGGUGCUGGGUGCAUAGGUCUCUUCUAAACUGUUUGAAAUCCAACGACACGCACCCUAACCUCUGCUAGACUGUCGCUCAUCUUCUGCUUUGCUUAGGGACGGCGCUACGCCACGCCACCUCCUCAGUGCUACCUUCUUCUUGUUCCUCUUAUAGGGCAACUUCCUCAUAUUAAGCAUCUGUCGCAUCUGUGAUAUAACGUCGGUUUAUUAAGGUCAUUAAAUUAUUUUCAUCAAA